Molecule: messenger RNA, 660 nt
Organism: Colletotrichum higginsianum IMI 349063
Lineage: Eukaryota; Fungi; Ascomycota; Sordariomycetes; Glomerellales; Glomerellaceae
Exons: 1
Coding region: 1-660 (219 amino acids)
Source: RefSeq, a predicted model, not a curated record
AUGAUACUCCGGGCCAUCGGAGAUCUCCCCGCAAUCAUCUGGGAGGUCCUGGCCGGCAUCGUAUGGGAAGGGUGGGUCUCCGUCACCAACCAGCUCCGUCUCCUUAUGGCGACCUACCCCCUGAUGGUCAUCCUUUACUUCUCCACCAGCGGCUUUGACUUCACCACCGCCAUCAGCACCUGCUGCGUCGUCUACCUGUACGCGUCCUUCUUGUACUACUUCCGCCUCAAGGAUCGGCUGCCGUGGGCCUGUCUCGCAGCAACCUUCAUCUGGUUCGACGGCCCGGACAGGCAGCUCAUGCGCCGCGCCGCCGUCGCCGUAUUCAUGCUGGCACGGGACAGCAACUGGCGCGUGGUGGUGGAAAAGAGAGUGCGGAGGCAGACGCUGCCCUGGCAGGACGGCAGCGGGUUCGAGUUCCUGUACAACUUCGAAGGGCGCGAACUGCUUCGGGACGUCUGCCUGUAUUGGGUUAACACGCUCUGCUCUUCCUUUGGCCGGCACCGCGUGCCCGACGAUUUCGCCCUGCGAACCUCCAUCAGGGCUAUGGACGUGCUGGUCUUGCCGAUUCUUGGGUUGAUCGACUGGGCUUGGCGGUACAGGCGGGCUCGGAAUAGCGUAGUAAUGGCCGAGAUGGAGAAGCGCAGGGUUGAGUUGCUUUGA